CAGAAUUCAGAUAUUAGUCUCCUUCAUGACCAGCAGAGCUGCCUCUUCAGUUUACUGCAAGGAAUAGCCUCACCGGCACAGAUUCCACCUGGAACCAUUUUGGGUCUCACAGUUGGAGAUCCAAGAGUCAAUUUACCUAAGAAGAGAACCAAAUCUCUGCCAAAUUUUGAGCAGUGUGAAGAUGGAGAGAAAGUAAGGUCACUGAUGGUGAACGGUGUCCCAGCGGAGUGCUCUCAAAGUCUCAUCUGGUCAUCUGAUAUUCGCUCUCAAGUAAUGGAGAAUAAAAUAACAGAACAGGUAAAGAACACGUGU
Staurois parvus is the source of this 312-nucleotide messenger RNA. Lineage: Eukaryota; Metazoa; Chordata; Amphibia; Anura; Ranidae. The record is from the annotation of a GenBank genome assembly.